Messenger RNA from Aspergillus nidulans FGSC A4, 748 nucleotides. RefSeq lists its product as uncharacterized. NCBI's taxonomy places the organism in Eukaryota, Fungi, Ascomycota, Eurotiomycetes, Eurotiales, Aspergillaceae. The transcript has a single exon. The coding region runs from base 34 to 366 and encodes 110 amino acids. The record is from RefSeq and is a predicted model, not a curated record.
CCCAAAUUGACCCAACUCGCGUUCAUAGCAAUCAUGGCCCGCUUCCGCACUAUUCAACGCAAGAAAUGCGCUCGGUCUAUCGCCUCUGAGGACCCCUGGAAAGUCGAUACGCCGUUUGGCCCGCCUCGGAUCUCGCACCUUCACGUCCCGGGCGGUAUACGAAGGAUCCAGAACACCUUCGCCAAGCUGACACCUGCUGCACGCGCCGAACGGGAGCUUUUACGGCAGAAGAAUAUGUGCAAGGUCCCCCUGACCGAGCGGAAUAUGGAUACCUUUGUCACGCGGCAGGAAUUUGCAGAGGCUUGUUAUCCGAAUCGACAUAGUAAUGAGGUGCAGGUCGUUGCUUGGCUGGAGCGGCUGUAUUGACGGAUCUGAUGGGGGAGAUCUCUGCUUGGCUGCAUCGUGGUCGUCGUUCCGCUGCGGCGUACACUUGCCGGCCGGCAUCUUGGGCUGUGAUCGAAGUUCGAAUGAUCAAUCGUCCCGCUUGACAUCAUUGUACAGUUUCGGUCUGAUCAACCUGCAUUUGUUGUCGGCUCUUCUGCAUUCCUAGCAUCGGUUCUCGGGUUUGUGUCAUGGCCUCUGAAUGGCAACGGUCUGUACGUCAUCCGCUUGCGAAUACUCCUUGGCGUGAAUGCUUCGUCUAUUGGGUUGGCGCCUGCCAAGCAUGCAAGUCAAGGACCCCUGCAGACGCGAACGACGACCAAUUCAGAGUCAGCAGAUGAGUGUUUUUCCGCGAGUAUAAACCUCG